Cuculus canorus (common cuckoo) is the source of this 1048-nucleotide messenger RNA. RefSeq names its product BTB domain containing 18 (gene BTBD18). Gene Ontology annotation, biological process: positive regulation of transcription elongation by RNA polymerase II. Bases 1 to 1038 code for a protein of 345 amino acids. Gene Ontology annotation, molecular function: protein binding. The record is from RefSeq and is a predicted model, not a curated record. NCBI's taxonomy places the organism in Eukaryota, Metazoa, Chordata, Aves, Cuculiformes, Cuculidae. The transcript has 3 exons.
AUGGCAGAGCGCGACGGACUCUCAGCCCCGCCCCCCCUUCCGCAGCGCCAUUGGCUGGCGCGGCGAUUGGCGGGGUGGCCGGGCCAUGCGAGGCGGCGCCGCAGGGACUCUGGUGCCGAAGCCCGGCCUCGCCUCGGCCUUAGGGACCCCGGCGGCGGCACUACCCCCCGGGCAGCUGUCUCUGCAGGGCCCAUGACAUCUACGUCAACCACCCCGAAGCUGCUCUACCGCAGCACCCGCCUGCUCCGCAUGGCCUUCCAGCAGCUGCACCAGCAGCAGCAGCGGGCGGAUGACUUCUGUGAUGUGGUCCUGAAGGCAGAAGGCGAGGCCGUGGUCGCCCACUGCUGCAUCCUCUCCGUCUGCAGCCCAUUCUUCAUGGAGCAGCUGGGCCAGGAGAUGCCCGCACGGGGCAGCAGGAUGGUGCUGGAGCUGGGGGGGCUGAAGAUCGAGGCGCUGCGCAAGCUGGUGCGCUUCCUCUACACUGCUGAGCUGGAAGUGACGCCAGAGGAGGCGCAGGAGGUGCUGGCGGCUGCCCGCCGCCUGCACAUCACCGCACUCGAGUCGCUGCAGCUGCAGGGGGGACGCCUGGUCCGGCUGGGGCCCCAACACCAGCUCAACCGCUCCUGCCUGCACCCCAUCCCGCACGGCUCCCCUGGCAGCACUGCUGGCGAGGUCCCUCCUAGCACCACCAAGUUCCUCCCCAGCAGUGCUGGGGACCCCCUGGGAAACACUGACCCUGGUCCUGUCCCUGUAGGGCGCAUGAAGCUGCGGAAGCUGGAGAGUGGGGGGUGCUGGGAGGUGGUGCGGGAGCAGCAGCCCCCAAUAGAUGGGGGAGCAGGCAGGCACUUCCUGCCACAGCAGCCCAUCCAGAGGGGCUCCAGGAAGCUCGGCUGGGGGUCUCAGCAGUGUAGUGGGCUGGAGGACCCCGAGGAGGAGGAGGUGGACGUGGGGACAGUGGAGCCGUGCCUGCCCCCUGGCACCAUCUGCGUUUGGCCCUGUCCCUCAUCUGAGGAGGAAGAGGUGGACAUCCUUGGGUAGGGGGUCUCGC